Messenger RNA from Serpula lacrymans var. lacrymans S7.9, 1704 nucleotides. RefSeq lists its product as uncharacterized. Lineage: Eukaryota; Fungi; Basidiomycota; Agaricomycetes; Boletales; Serpulaceae. The transcript has 20 exons. The record is from RefSeq and is a predicted model, not a curated record. Bases 1 to 1704 code for a protein of 567 amino acids.
AUGGAUCUGCUACUCCCUCAGGCUAUACCAAUGGCUUUCAAGUUUGGGGUCAAACUUACUCAAGCUACAUGUCUUUCAGAUGAUUUGGAUAUCACAAUAGUUGAUGCUCAGACUGAUUUCAAACAUGCCUUGGUGCUUCAGGACUGCAAUAAUAACAUCAGUGUCUCCUUAGAUUGGAAUGCGCAUCAAGAUUGGGUACCUCAACAAGAAUUCCCAAACCUCUGCGCUAGCAAGGCAUUUUUAGAUAGUCAUAUAAACCAGGAAUCGGCAGUUUACAAUAUGGACCUAAAUCAAGAGAGUCAUCACGUAGUCAAUGACCAUAUUAUGGGCAAAGACUACCCUCAACAAGAGUCCAUGCAUAUGCCCAGUACAUAUGUUGAACCACCCCUAUAUAAUGAACAUGACAUAUUGGUUGCUGCUGUCCUCCAACUCCAUUCUUCUUCAUCCAUCACAGUACAAAUUUCUGCUAUUUGGGCUUCUGUUGCAGAGCACCUGAUGCAGCUCAUAGUGCUUCUUGUUUCAAUAAUGCACAUAGAAGUAGAAGAUGGUGUAGGCAUAAUUUUGCAAGUUCAAAGAGAUGAUACUCACCAAAAAAGUGGGAGGAUUCCAAUACGAGAAGUGUCCCAUAAUACAAGCAGGAUUAUCUUUGAGCUCUGGGACUGGAGUCAACAUAUACGCCCAAGGUUGCGGAUCAUGGUUAUGUGGGAUGCUAUUGUGUUUAUCUGUGAGAAUCACCUCCUCAAUUCCAACUUGAUGCUAUCGCCAUCAUUUUCCUUCCUGGCCCAGCACAAUAUCUAUCACAACCUGAAAACAGGGUUCAGCAGACCACACAAUAGUGAAAAGAUCAAAAUUACCUUCUCUCAAAUUGGGGUGUUGAGUGUUUCUGGCCUCAAGCAGGGAUUGGAGAACUUAGUGAAUGUGGAGAGUAUCAGAAUAGAAGAUGAGCUGAAUGAGUUUCAGCUCUACAAGAGGUUUUCUGGAAAAAAUGUCAGUAUUGACUCUUGGUUCAACCAAAGUUGUGGGAUCUGGCGUCUGGUAUCACUGUUUGAUUCUAUCAGUGACAUGGUAGCUGAACACAAUUGGCAAAUUUAUGAGCAAGAUGACAAAGAGAAUUUGGUGCAACCUCAAGACUAUAGUGAAGAAGGGUUUAAGGAACUUGUAUAUUAUGUUCCUGCCCUCAAGAAAAAGCUGAAUGAAGAUUUUGCAAGUAAUAAAGAACUAGCUUCCAUCUACAAGCAGUUACAAAAAGGAUUGGAUGGAGCGCAAGGCGACAACACUGGGAAUAUGAAGCCUGCGGCAGUGCAGUGGCUUCCAGAGUUAUUCCCUACAUUGUUUACUACUACUCUUGAUCCUCUAGACAAAAGUUGGCAAGGCUUCUUGCACAAUCUCACAGGCAGCCUUAUUUGCCCUAUCACAGCAAAUUUGUGGCCAACCUUCAUGUAUGCUAAUUAUAAGUACAACCCCAAGGAUAUUGAGAAGGGGUUAUUCCAAAGCACCUUAUUGCUCAAACUUUAUUUUAACUACCAGCAGUUAUAUAACAAUAUACUGGACUUCUUCAAAAUGCCCCCAGGCCCAACUAGUAAGACCAAAAUCGAAAACCUUCUUUUAUGGUGGAACAGGAAAGUAUUUGGACAUUCACAAGCAGCAGUGUAUUCUCCACAAGCUAUUGAAAACACGUUGGUUUCAUGUCAACAAAUUGAAUGA